AGGAGGUGUUUGGGCUGCCACUCAACAAAGGAAGCGUCACCAUAGUACCUACCAUUGUCAACUCCCCCCGGCCGAGGAUGCAACACAUGGGUCGAGGCGGUGCCAGGCGAGGUCGACCGCCGAUGGCCAUGCAGUACGCUACCGGUAAUAUCAUCACCAAGGGACAGAUGCCUGUUAGGAUCACCAAGAAACCUAUGACAAACAUACGUGGAGGUAAAGCCUACCAGACCAUUGCUAUGCCUGUGUCGGGGGGCAGCGCCACGCCACAGGCCCUGUUAAAUAAAAGCGUGGUGAUAACCCCAGCCACGAAGGCCACAGCGCUGGCCACCUCUAAAGCUGUUCGCAACAUCAAACUCAACCCCAAGUUGACGGUGACCACCACGCCCAAGGGGAAUAACGCCGGUCCCAGCACUAGCGGCGUGGCAGCGACCAAGAUGACCGCCGUACCCAAGAUAACCAAGAAGACCACGCUAGCUCAGCUGGCUAACUUACACAGAAACGAAAAACUGAAAAAGUUAAAUCAGGCCAAGAAAGAACAGGAGAAGGACUCCGGCUCCAGCACGGUAGACAACUGCAAGUCCGAGUCCGGGGAGGAGGCCGACGGUCCCGUUAAUCUGGUUAGUAAAAAGGAAGAAGCUGACAGCCCCAAGAAGGAGGAAGGUGAGAGCUGUGAAGCGGUGGGUGGUGGCUCAGACUCGGGUGCUGCUGGACUUGGAAAAGAACAUCAUGGUCUGGGCGGGUCAAAUCACCUCUCCGAUUCAGCUGCUUCUGAAGCAUCCAAGAUGGCUGACAACUCGUCCCCAUUACCUGGCAAACGGGAUGACAAGUUAGGAACCGCCGACGCUUCCACGGGUUUGGUGACGUCCGACGGAGGGCCAACGACAGACAGUUCUUCCCCUUCGCUCCAUUCCAACGAAGUCGUCCUUGGAGCACCAUCUAAGUCGGCCGUUGGAUUUGGAAUGCGGGACCUAGCAAAACCUCUCUCUAGCUCGGUGAGCAACAGCGAGAGUCGCACCGGCAUCGUGAAGCCACAAGUACAACAAACACCCAACAAACCCACGGCCAGCCUCACCCCACUACAGUCCAUGAGCAACCUGCUGCCCCCUGGUGGUCCAGGGCCCCCGGGGGCACCACACACUAUUUCAAGUGCCAGCCUGGGCAGCAACGUGGCACAGGUGGCACCUCACGUGCACCAGUCUGGCCUGUCCACUUCCAACACAUACGCAGGCUCUCAGUCUCCCUUCCUGCCAUCCACCACGCAGGCUCAGUUCAGCGGCAAUGGCGGGAGCUACGGAACCAUGUCUAGCAUGUCUAGCCCCAUGCCGGCCACCACCCAGCAGGCCACUACCACUUACCCCACAAUGUCUGACAGUCCACAGCUCUCACAACAGCAACACCAAAUUCAACAGUCUCAGCAGAGUUCCCUGAGCUCGACGCUGGCUCACGCCGGCAGCGGUCUGGUGCACAGUUCACGCAGCGGAGGACUGGGCGGAGCUGACAGUCCCCUAAACUUGUCCCACUUACUUAAUUCUCAAGUGUUUGACGCAGUGCCGGAAGACCUGAGCUCCCCACACAGCCAUGCGUCCGCCCUCGACUACCUCAACUACACCCUGUCGACGGGCACCAGCGCCUUCCGUCGCCCCGACUACCAGGCCACGCUCAGCCCAGACUUACAGUCGCUAAUUAAUUCUGCCACGUCCCAACAAUCCCUCACCUCUUCCCUCCCCGGUGCAGCCCACGCGGCCUCCAACCCUGCGGUGACGUCUCCUUCGCCAUUCCCGUCCUACCAGCCUCCCACCUACCCUCAGUACGCCCCCUCGUACCGAACGGGGACCUCGGUGUCUGCCAGUCCGUACGCCGCUUACGCCGGUCAGUAUCCCCCGUACGCUGCCCAGUACCCGCCCGGUCUGGCCCCACAUGCCGCAACCACCGCACAGCCUCCGACUAUGGGUCAGUACGGAGCACUGCACACCCCGCCCAACCCCUACCAAACGUACCCCGCACCUCCGACACCCGGACGAUCGCCGUACUCGUCUACCCUCGGUGGGUUCAGUCACGGCCCGUACCCCCCAAUGUGA
This is a messenger RNA of Homarus americanus (American lobster), 2078 nucleotides long. Its product is annotated as mucin-6-like. NCBI's taxonomy places the organism in Eukaryota, Metazoa, Arthropoda, Malacostraca, Decapoda, Nephropidae. Gene Ontology annotation, molecular function: ATP hydrolysis activity. Gene Ontology annotation, cellular component: nucleus. The record is from RefSeq and is a predicted model, not a curated record.